Messenger RNA from Ruditapes philippinarum (Manila clam), 1811 nucleotides. RefSeq lists its product as uncharacterized. The record is from RefSeq and is a predicted model, not a curated record. NCBI's taxonomy places the organism in Eukaryota, Metazoa, Mollusca, Bivalvia, Venerida, Veneridae. The transcript has 4 exons. Bases 192 to 1304 code for a protein of 370 amino acids. Gene Ontology annotation, molecular function: zinc ion binding.
GUUAAUGUGAAUACUUUGCUAAUAACAUUUAACUUUAACAUUAAAAAGAAUCUUUUUUUCAAAUAAAUUAUUUUAUUAGAGAAACCCGAUCUACUAAUAUAUUACUUUUUAGGUUAGUUAAAAUAUCUCAUUUUUUGUUUGGGCUAAUUAGUGUAAUCGUUGGAUUAAUAGGAACGAAAUAAGAAAAGAAAAUGGAUAAUGAAAUGGUAUAUUUUAUACGAAUCCUUUUGCUGAUAUUUAAAGGAGGGAAGAUGGUGUGUAAAGGAAUACUUGACAAGGAGCUAAAGGAUGCAGGCGUGUCACUAGACCAGAUUCUUAAAGAACAGGAGGAGAAACUAAAAAAUAAGAUCUUAAGAAUUCAACACUCAUUGUUAUUUCCACGAAAUGAUCGAGUAAAUCCAGGAGAUUUUGAUCUUUCUCUGCUGAUUGUUGUUUUACUUGACGUGAUGAAUAUGCCUGAAGAAAUAAGAAAACUCAUCAAAACUAUCAAAGAAAACCGAGACGAGAUUAUUCAUGGUGGUAAGGUGGCGUUGACCCAAGCUACUUACGAAAGUAUGAAAGCUUCUCUUACGGAUUCGUUGCCAAAGUUAGGAGAGAGUCUAUCGGAUGAUAUUCAAGUGGAGCUUUCACAAAUGAUCCAGGAAUUUUUGACAGAGCCAUUUGGCGGGCGAGCAGCGCUUAGAUAUGUCGAUGGCAUGAAAAACGAAGAGGAAAUUCUUCAAUGGGUUCACUCAAAAGUUGAAGAAUUAGUCGGAGAAAUAACAACACAGGAAUGUCAGAUGAUAGAGAAUAUGAAGCAAGACCAAGAAAUUGUCUUAGAUAAACUGAUACAAACUAUGGAAGAAUUUAAUGAAGAUAAGAAGACUUUUAAUGGUCCAAAAAAGCGCGAAACUUCGACCGACAUAAACUGUAUGCGAUGCUUUGAAAGUUAUUUACUAAACUCAGCUGUUUUUUACUGUGCCACUUGCAAAAUAUAUUUAUGUGAUGACUGCCACACAGAGACACAUACAAAAUCUCUGAAAAUCUCUAUGAAAAAUCAUCACAUUCAAAAUGCUGAGGCUGCAGCUGAAACCGUUGAUAUGAAAGGUAUGGAUAUUUGUGAUACACAUAAUGAAAUAAUUACGUACUACUGCAAAAAUCAUAAGGAGUUAUGUUGUGACAAAUGUAAGAAUAACAAACAUGACAAUUGCCAUCAACUUGAUGAAAUAGAGAAAUUCGCUCAGCAUUCUUUUAAUGAGGAGCUCAAUCCCGUGGCUGAAAUAGAAAAACUUCAAAGACAAAUAGGGCAAUGGAACAAUGGAUGACAGCAUUGAAGACAAAAAUGGACAAACAGUUAUUAAAACUUCCAUCAAAAUUGCAAGAUAAGAGAACACAAAUGCUUGAAGCUUUUGAUAAGAAGGCAACAUUACUAGAAACGAAUGCAGAAAGAAUCCAUGAAGAAAAAAUGGGAACAAUUUCAAGAAAUCGAUCUCAAUUUAAAGAGCUUAAUCGAAAGAGUGAUCAAGCUAAAACGUCACUUAAACUAAUAGAGGCUUUAGGCAGUGCAGCGGAAAGAUUUAUUGCUCGACAUUACCUUAACAGUCAGUUUAAAACUUUUGUGGUAUUUUUUGAUAAUAUCAAAGAAAUGUAUGAAAGUGGAAAUGAAUUAGAUGAUUUUGAAAGUAUUGAUAGUCUCCAUGACGAUCUUGAAUCACUAUCCUUAAAUGAAGCAAAUUGUAAAGAUACUUGAAUAAAAAUACACAUGUAUCAUCAAACCACAUGUUUUAUAUAGAUACUACCUUCCACAUUUUAAUAAAGCUUUAGCACACAUG